Nymphalis io (European peacock) is the source of this 412-nucleotide messenger RNA. RefSeq lists its product as uncharacterized. Bases 67 to 387 code for a protein of 106 amino acids. The transcript is spliced from 3 exons. NCBI's taxonomy places the organism in Eukaryota, Metazoa, Arthropoda, Insecta, Lepidoptera, Nymphalidae. The record is from RefSeq and is a predicted model, not a curated record.
CAGUUGUCACGAUAAAAAAUAACAGUUAAAGCGCCUAAUACAAAAUUCUCAGUUUUAUCAUAAUAAAUGGAUAUUUAUUUUGUAGAUAAUGCAAGACAACAUGAGAUCGAAACAUUCUAUGAAGCCUGUCAGCGAUACAGGGACUACUAUAGAGGCUUUCCAAAAGCGCAUCAUCCCUUGAUCUACUUUAAAGACCCGGAAUACAUGUGGCAAUGCCCGCAAGAAAUGACACCAACAUAUUUAUCAUUCCCUAUGUAUCAUGUGAAAUAUAAGCAGCCGGUUGUGUUGCCAAGCAACACUGGAAGAACCAGUGGUUUCCCCGCCUUACCGAACCGCACUCUUGGUGGUCGCUUUAACAAAGCGGCAUGUAAAGCCUUUGUUAGAUAGACAUGAAUACAUUUUCUUGAAGCCA